AUGCCAUUGCUGAAGGAUCUCGACUGCUCCAUCGAGCUGGGGGACUCCCGAGAGAAGCUGCAAGAGUAUGGAACCUCCUAUGGAGAUGGAUUUGUGGAGUCAUUCAUUCGUGUACCUUCCGACCCGAAGACAUUCGCUGUACGCCUCACUUCUAGCGGGUUCAUUGCUCCGGGUUUGGCCAUGUUUGUCUACAUUGAUGGUAUCUACCAAUGCAAUCGUAAUCGGCUCGGCUUGGUAGACCCGCAGGGCGCUCCAGGUAAGCUAGGCAAACGCACCGUGGUCAACUUUCACGUUCGCCAAAAAGAAGAGAGGCAACAGAAUGGCUCUUUGAUUGCGCGAGAAUGGGCCUUUGCGAAGCUCAACACUGGUAGGUGCAUAUGA
This is a messenger RNA of Lindgomyces ingoldianus, 381 nucleotides long. RefSeq lists its product as uncharacterized. The record is from RefSeq and is a predicted model, not a curated record. Bases 1 to 381 code for a protein of 126 amino acids. Lineage: Eukaryota; Fungi; Ascomycota; Dothideomycetes; Pleosporales; Lindgomycetaceae. The transcript has a single exon.